Molecule: messenger RNA, 2307 nt
Organism: Cebus imitator (Panamanian white-faced capuchin)
Lineage: Eukaryota; Metazoa; Chordata; Mammalia; Primates; Cebidae
Gene: ICAM1
Product: intercellular adhesion molecule 1
Exons: 7
Coding region: 160-1773 (537 amino acids)
Biological process (GO): cell-cell adhesion
Cellular component (GO): membrane
Molecular function (GO): integrin binding
Source: RefSeq, a predicted model, not a curated record
CUCAGCCCUCGUUCCGGAGGGGAAAGCGCGAGGUUUCCCGGAAAGCAGCGCCGCCCCUUGGCCUCUAGGUGGCCAGCGUUUAUAAAGGACCGCGCGCCUCACGCCUCCCAGUCGGCGCUGAGCUCCUCUGCGCCUCGGGGCUGCAACCUCUGCCUUGCUAUGGCUCCCAGCGGCCCCCGGCCCGCGCUGCCUGCGCUUCUGGUCCUGCUCGCCGCUCUGCUCCCAGGACCUGGCGAUGCCCAGACGUCUGUGUCUCCCCAAGUGGUCAUCCUGCCCCGGGGUGGCUCCGUGCUAGUGAACUGCAGCAGCUCCUGUGAUCAGAGCCCCUUUUUGGGCCUGGAGACUCCGUUGACUAAAAGGGAGGUGCUCCCAGGUGGGAACAACUGGAAGAUGUUUGAACUGAGCAAUGUGCAAGAAGACAGCCAGCCAAUAUGCUUUUCAAACUGCGGAGGUAGACAGUCAACAGCUAAAACCUUCCUCACCGUCUACUGGACUCCAGAACGGGUGGAGCUGGCACCCCUCCCUGCUUGGCAGCCGGUGGGCGAGAACCUUACCCUACGCUGCCAGGUGGAGGGUGGGGCACCCCGGGCCAACCUCACCGUGGUGCUGCUCCGUGGGGAAGAGGAGCUGAGCCGGCAGCCAGUCCCUCAGCUGGGGGAGCCCGCUGAGGUCACGGUCACGGUGUUGGCAGGCAGAAAUGAUCACGGAGCCAAUUUCUCGUGCCGCACUGAAUUGGACCUGCGGUCCCAAGGGCUGGAACUGUUUGAGAACAUCUCGGCCCCCCACCAGCUCCAAACCUUUGUCCUGCCAGAGACUCCCCCACAACUUCUCGGCCCCUGGGUCCUGGAGGUGGAUACGCAGGGGACCGUGGUCUGUUCCCUGGAUGGGCUGUUUCCAGUCUCGGAGGCCCAGGUCCACCUGGCGCUGGGGGACCAGAAGCUGAACCACACAAUCACCUAUGGCUUCGACUCCCUCUCGGCCAAGGCCUCGGUCAAGGGGACUGCAGAGGAGGAGGGCACCCAGCGGCUGUUUUGUGCAGUAAUACUAGGAAAUCAGAGCCAGGAGACGCGGAAGACAGUGACCGUCUACAGCUUUCCAGUACCCAAAGUGAUUCUGUCGGAGCCUGAGGUCUCAGAAGGAACCGAGGUGAUCGUGAAGUGUGAGGCCCACCCCAGAGCCAUGGUGAUGCUGAAUGGCGUCCCAGCCCAGACGCUGGGCCCACGGGCCCAAUUACGGCUGAAGGCCAGGCCCGAGGACGAUGGACGAAACUUCUCCUGCUCUGCAACCCUAGAGGUGGCCGGACAGGUUGUACACAAGAACCAGACCCGGGAGCUUCGUGUGCUGUAUGGCCCCCAGCUGGACGAGAAGGAUUGUCCGAGAAACUGGACGUGGCCAGAAAACUCCCAGCAGACUCCGACAUGCCAAGCUUGGGGAAAUCCCUCACCCCAGCUUAAGUGUCUAAAAGAUGGCACUUUGGCACUGCCCAUCGGGAAAUCAGUGACUGUCACACGGGAUCUUGCGGGCACCUACCUCUGUCGGGCCACGAGCACUCGAGGGGAGGUCACCUGCGAGGUGACCGUGAACGUGGUGAACUUGCCCUCCCCCCAGUAUGUGAUGGUCAUCAUCGCUCUAGUGGUGACUGCAGCCGUCCUGGGCACCGCAGGCAUCGCCAUCUACCUCUAUAACCGCCAGAGGAAGAUCAGGAAAUACAGACUCCAACAGGCUCAAAACGGGACCCCCAUGAAACCCAUCACACAAGCCACGCCUCCCUGAACCUACCCCAGGACGGGGCCUCUUCCUCGGCUCUCCCAUCUGGUGGUAGUGGUGCCACACAGAACAGAGUGGCAGACGUAUGCCAUACAGCUACACCCCGUGGCCCUGGGAUGCCAGAGGGCAGGGCAUUGGUCUCAGUCAGAUGCAGAUGGCAUUUGGGGCCAUGGCACCUGCUGCACACCGAAAACACUAGGCCAGGCAUGUGAUCCGCAGUCACGUGACUAAGCCAAGAGGAAGGGGCAAGACUCAAGAUGUGACUGUGAUGGACGUCAAAGUCUAGCCUGGCGAGAGGGGAAGGGGUGGGGGAAACAUACCCCUACCACAAGGACACACAGCCAGGAAAUACUGAAAUUCGCUGGCCAUGGGGUAUGCUAACGCCCCACAGCCCUACGGAAGAAGUGGCCCUGCACAGACACGUGUCGCAUCAAAACAUAAAUGCCCGCACUUCCUGACAGAUGCCAGCUUGGGCACUGCUGUCUAUUGACUGUCCCCAACCCUUGAUAUGUAUUUAUUCAUUUUUUAUUUUACCAGCUA